Microthlaspi erraticum is the source of this 1167-nucleotide messenger RNA. NCBI's taxonomy places the organism in Eukaryota, Viridiplantae, Streptophyta, Magnoliopsida, Brassicales, Brassicaceae. The record is from the annotation of a GenBank genome assembly.
AUGCUCAACGAUGGAGAAGAGACUCCGUCUAGGCACGAGAUUUUGAGUAUGGUGAAAAAGCACUCAAAGUCGUUAGGGAAAGUGUCUCUCGAUGAGCAAGACGCGUCAGAUGUAGAAAUGGACGCGAAUUUCUGGCAUGGUGUGUUUGAUGUGUACUUCAUUCGUGGGAUGGAGUCAAGGAGGAGGCAAGACGAUGAUCUUUUAUUCUUUGUUAGGAAAUUGAGCUGUAAAUCUUAUGGUUUGACUGAAAAUGAAGACGCACCAGCUCCUUACUUCGUGCGCAGGUGGGCACCUAAGUUGGAUGAGCUGCUUGGUGAAAGUCUGGGUGACGUUGAUUGGAGGAAGUCAUUUUAUUUGAACAUGGUUGCACACACAUCGUUCACUGUUACGGUGGCAAUUUGCAGUAAUGAGGCGCUUAAGACGUACCAAGGAAGUAAAGACACAACAUUAUCUCCUAUAUACAAGGUUGUAAAAACUGUAUAUGCAUCACCUAGUCGCGUAAAUUUUCAUCUGGACUCAAAGAAGGAAGUGGAGACAACACCUGCCUACCCAGAAAUUUGUUUUGCCGUAGAUGAUUUUGACUCAACCUUUGAUGCUGUGGUUCUGACAGAUAAAGAUCAUUGCUACUGCGUACUUCUUAAUUCUCAUGAUGGGGCAGCCUUUCCAAGCGAAACUGGAAAAACUGAUAAAGAUUCGAAUACAAAUACUGAUUCCAGAAGUGUGAAAGAUCCUAAGGUUACUCUGUUUUCUGGAUUUGUCAGCUAUCAAAUGGUUCGAGAAGCCUAUGAAGGGGGGAGGAAUCGGUUUGGAAGUCUUCUAUCACUGGGCCAUCACACAGGAAAAGCAGACCGACUUUACAUGAAAGGUCCUGGAGGACGUGGCGAAGUUGAAGUCGCUGUCUCUGGCGUUAUAGAUCAGAGCCAAGUAGUUUUAGGAACUGUUUCACCAAUGUCUUCGAAGAAGAGCACCGAUCUCGGAUCCAUUUUCCGUAAAGCAGCAUCUGUUGCAUCUGUCGCAGCUAAACAUGCGAUCGCAGCUGCUACGGCCUCGUACGACGAAGACGAGAUGUUCCCUCUCAAGUGCUGUUUAAUGUCCAUCUCGUUGCCGUGGGACACUAUUGCUCAUGAUCUCUUGUUCAAGGCAUCUCCACCAGUAAACAUGGAUUAG